Trypanosoma theileri is the source of this 2859-nucleotide messenger RNA. RefSeq lists its product as uncharacterized. The transcript has a single exon. Lineage: Eukaryota; Euglenozoa; Kinetoplastea; Trypanosomatida; Trypanosomatidae. Gene Ontology annotation, biological process: negative regulation of TORC1 signaling; positive regulation of macroautophagy; regulation of response to reactive oxygen species. Bases 1 to 2859 code for a protein of 952 amino acids. Gene Ontology annotation, molecular function: oxidoreductase activity, acting on peroxide as acceptor; L-leucine binding. The record is from RefSeq and is a predicted model, not a curated record. Gene Ontology annotation, cellular component: nucleus.
AUGACGUCUUAUCUGGCUACGGCGGCGGAGUGGACGGAUCCUUCACUCAACGCACAGUCAUCCCCCACGCUGUUGGUUGCGCUUGCAUGGAGUUCCUCACAGAUCAUGAACCGUAUUUACACACUUGAGCGGGAGUCGUAUCAGCAACAGAGAGAACAGCAGGAGCGGGAAAAAGAAAGGGGAGAGCGGGGGGUGAUGGUUAAAGCGCGAAGUGGCUAUCCUUCACUGAAGGUACUGUUUCAAUUACCUUUAACGACAAAGGUGGAUAUUGGGGUGGAAGAGGUAUACCCAGCAAAACAAGAUCCAUUAUGUUGUCCGGAUGUGAUUAACAAGAUGGCAAACUCUCAAAUGCUUGGCACAGAGACAUAUACGGCUAUUAAUGAAGUGGUAAACCUUGCAAAUCAAUGCCUGUUAGAAGCCCGUACCCUCUUGCACAGUACAUCAACUUUAGGAGGUGAUUGUAUCUCAGCAGUGAAUCUAGCUAGUGAUGACCCGGAUGGGGGUGCUCAGAACUCUUCUUCUAGUGGUAUAGAUACAAGCAGAACUACUAUAAGUAUGCAUUGUUGUGAGUUUCAUGCUUCUUCAGGAAAUAUAGAGUGUUUUAGACGUCAUGCAGGUGUUGUUUAUAGCAGUGAAGAUGGUACAGGUAUUCAUAGUGGUGAUGCUCGUCAACGUAUUGGUCUCCACAGCAGAAGAAGUAAUGUUGGGAAACUUCAAUAUGCACAGACGAUUCUUCGUUAUAUUACUGGAACUGCCUUUUCAUGUCCUUGUAAACCAUUAGCAAAGGCUCUUCAGUUUGUUAUUGCACGGCAAUUAGAACAAUCCCCACGAUUUUUUGAAUCCUGUGGCAGUAUCCUAAAAUGUUUCUCACCUGUUGAUGAUACUAUUACCUUAGUUACAUCUACAGUUACAAAAAGAACAAGGAUAGGAGAAAAAAAUGUAGAAAAAGAAGCAAAAGAUGAUAAUGAUAAUAAUAAUAAUAAUAAUAAUAAUAAUAAUAAUAAUGAUAAUGAUGGAGAAGAAGAGGGAGUGGAAGAUACAAAUAAGAAAGAAAAGAAUAUAGUAGAAACUUAUCUUUACGUUGUAAAUGGAGUUCCUGUGACCUCUACCUUGACAGAAGCUCUGUCAUCUCAUAAUUUAUCUACCCCAACAGUAGAGACAAAGUGGUAUAUAUAUCCCUCACAAGCAUCUGCAUUACCAAGUCUUGUACGUUUACUCUCUGGAGAACCAUGUGAGGAGUUACAUGUAUUAGAGGAACUUGAAUACGCAGAAGAACCACCAGCAUCACCUGUACCAAUUAUGCCACUUAGUCGUCGACGCGGUGGUGGUCUUUCACGUAAUCGAAUGUCCCGUAGUAGUAGUACUGUAGAAAAGGAACAAUCAGGAGUAGAUGAAAGUACAGGAGAUGAUGCAGGAGAACAACCUUCAUUAUGGGAUGCUCUUUGUAAUAAUACGUUAAUCAUCUCUCGCUCAGUUUCUGCUGUUCGACUAGAUAUGCUAUAUCACAUUUUUAUGGAUAUGGGGGAAAUUCCACAUUAUUAUAAUAUUCUUUCCCUUUGUCCAGAACUCCUUCAGGCUCAUCAUAAAGCGUUUCAUUAUAUAUUUUUUGAAGAAGGUCCACUACCUAUUUGUGAACGUUUAAUGGUAGCUAUUAUGGUAGCCAGUCGCCAAAAAUGUGAAUACCUUUUUUGUCGUUUUGCAGCUUUACUUGUGCGUUUUGCAGAAAAAUUGCAUUCCACGGAUACUGCAGCCGAUUCUUGGUUAUUACAAGGUCCACCACCAAAGUUACAGGCACUUCAACGAUUUAUAGCUAUAGCAACACAUAUUCCUUGGCAAAUGACGGUGGAUGAAAUUCGUGCUACUGAAAACGCUGGGUGGAGUAUACCUGGACUUAUUCAGGUUUCAUGUAUUGUGGCAGAAACACUCUCACUCUGUAGUUUUGUUAUGGGAUUAUUUGUUCCAAAUGAGAUGUGGACAUGCAUAACACUUCCUGACUCAAUAGUAAAAUCUCUCUCCUCUUGCCCUAGAAUGGGUGGUGAACACACCCACCAAAGUGGGAUAGACUUUACACGAUAUACAGGCGUGGAUGAUAUAGUAACAGAAAACCGUAUUAAAGGUUCUUCUGGUAAUGCUUUUGUAUUGUGGAGUGGUACCUUUAGCUGGCAAGAACAUGGUGAUACAUUUAUGGAACAAUACUAUCCAGGGGCGGCAGCACUUAUUAAUACGGAACUAGAUGCUUUUUCUGUCGUACUUCGUCAGUUAAAUCAUUCUGAUUGUGUUGGAUUUACGACUCCUGAGUAUUCACCAUUGUAUGCCUUUGGACUUCUUAGAUUAUAUGUCCAAAAUAUAAUUGGUUUUAUGGCUGAUGAUUACCCAUACUCUAGUAUCAACAAAGUACUUCGUCGUCCUGCUAAGUUGAUUGCCCAAAGCUGUACAAUGCGCCCUGAAACUAUGUCAUCUUCUCAAAUACGUCUUUGGGUUCAAGUAGGUGCGGAAUCUGUUGGAACUUCUGGUGAUGUAAAGUCGCCACGACAGACCACAGGAGAGAGUGUAGAAAAACAACAACAACAACAACAACAACCACCACAACAACAACAUCAGGUUGACCAAGGCAUAAAAGAGCAGAAGCAACAAUUGAUUGAAUCACUCACUUCUCAUCGAGCUCCAUUUAAAUUAACCAUUCCCGGUGGUUUUUCUAAGCGACGUGAAGAACCCCAAGAGGAUGUUGUAGAAACAGCAUUACAUCUUCAUGAAGAACGGUUGAUAUUUCUUCUUGUACUAUCUACAAUGGAAGCACGUAAAGAAGGAUUAUUGGCUCUUCUUCUUCAUCCGAUGUGGGUGUUGCUAAACAACAUGUAA